AUGAAUGGCUUGUUUCCCCUUGCAAAGUGGUCAUUUCGCUUGUCGCGCCGACUGCCUUUUAUCAUCACGCCAUCGCAAACUGCACUGUUCGCGAAAUCACUUCGAACUAAGUUUGCUUACUUUUCGGCACACAAUCCUUGUUUGACAUGUCGUUCUAGAAGAGUAGAAUAGUUGUGUCAUCUAAUUCGGCGGAGCCUGUUUUUCGUUGUGUUUUGAAAAACAACUAUUCAACAUCCAUUAGACACGAUUUCCUGUUCCCCAAAUGUGUUGUGUUUGGUGUGGGGGCCCUUUUAAAAGUGAAAUUUUCUCGAUGUUCUCUUUUCAGGCUUUUUGUAUCGGUAAUUUUGGCUCAGUUUUUUUUUGACAAGGUUCUUGAAAAGUCGCUUGAAACGACUCUUCGUUUUGAAAUGCGUAUGAAUUUUUUCUGCUUUUAAGUACAGAGAGGAUUUUUAACCGAUUUUUCUAGAAAAAUCUAUAAACAGAUUCAUUUCGUUGUCAUUUUCGACACUAGAUCGAUUAUUAUUCUAAAAGCGAUUUUCUUCAUUUUGAUCAUGAGAACUCGAUAUCAGUGUACUUGAAAAGCUGAAAAUUCUUGAAAUGGUUCAAUAUUUUCUGAAGAAUGACCGGCUCCGAGCAACUGCGCCACGAUCUCGAGGAUGCGGCCAACCGCAUGCGAAUUUCGGCCAUCGAGAUGACGUGCGCCUCGAAAUCCGGCCAUCCGACGUCUUCUGCCUCCGCCGGUUUGCUUCAAAUCAUCUACUCUUGAAUUUUAAUACGAUGACUUAUAGCUGAGAUCGUUUCCACGCUUUUCUUCAAUGAGAUGCGUUAUGACGCUCACGAUCCGAAGAACGCCAGUGCGGAUCGUUUCAUUCUUUCCAAGGUGAUUCUGGAGGGUCAAGAACUUGGAAAUGAGAGAAAAAUCUCGGAAAUCAUAAAAUUGCUAUCACAGCAGGAUUUAAGAUCAAAUUCGAAUAAAAAAAUAAAAAGAAAAAUUUCAAGUUUUUCCUCUUCUUUUUUUCGAGCUUUUUCUUGUAGAAAUAAAGCAAAGUACCAAUCCUUCAUAAGAUAUUGCGGAAAUCCUUGGAUUUGAAAUUGAAAAACUUUGAUUGAUUAAAAAAAUUGUUACGGACUGGAAAAAAAGACAGUAAAUUUUUCGAAAAAUCAGCCCCAAAUUUUCUGGCAAAGUCCACUGUAGUUCUUUGCUACAACCGUUAAAAAGAAAAAUCUAUUUCAAUUUUUUUCGAGCUUUUUUUAAAAAAAUAAGGCAAAGUGCCAAUCAUUCAUAAGAAACUGUAGAAAGCUUGAAACUAAUAUUCAAAAUUUUGAUUCAUUGAAAGUCGUUGGGGACUUUAAAAAGACAGAAAAUUCCCGAAUAACAUCCUCAAAUUUUCUGUCACAGCCCACUGCAGUGCUUUGGUACAAAGAUCCAAACUUGAAAAAUAAGAAGCUAUUUCAUUUUUUCCAGCUUUUCUUGAAGGAAUUCAAUUUCAAAUAACUGUAUGAAAACCUUGAAACUAAACAUUAAAAUUAUCGAUUCAUCAAAAUAUGACGGACUUGGUUCAACUUUUGAAGCUUCAUAGAGAAAAAAACCGGGGAAAUUGGAUAAAAAUUGAAUUGUUGGAAUAGGUUUGCGUCUUUGAACAAAUUUUGAACAAGAAAGGCUUAUGAAGGUUCAAAAAUAUUUUGUUCACUUUUUCAAAAUUUAGGGACACGCCUGCCCGAUCCUCUACGCGGCCUGGGAAGAGGCGGGUCUCCUGAGCCACGACCAAGUCCUGACUCUCCGACGGAUCGACUCCGACAUCGAGGGUCAUCCAACACCUGUAAAUCGAGAAAUAACGGAUUUUAACCAAUUUCGCCAUUAAGAGACUCAACUUCAUCGACGUGGCGACCGGAUCCCUCGGCCAGGGUCUCUCGGCGGCCGCCGGCAUGGCCUACGUCGGCAAGUACAUCGACAAGGCCAGCUACCGCGUCUACUGCCUUCUCGGCGACGGCGAAUCCGCCGAAGGGUCCGUCUGGGAGGCCGCCGCCUUCGCCUCUCACUACAAACUCGACAACCUCGUCGCCAUCGUCGACGUCAACCGCCUCGGACAGUCCCAAGCCACCGCGUUGGGACACGAUUUGGAGACCUACAAGGUCUGGAGGAUUUUUUGCUUUGAUUUGAAAGAUCGUGAUAUCAUAAUUAGCGUAUUCGGACUUGGGUAACAAUAUCCUGACGUUUCUGAGCUAGAGAUCACUUAAGAGGGCUGAAAGUCAGAUAAAGUCAAAUAUUAUUUUUUUUUUGCUUCCAAAAAAAUAUUUUGACAAGUUUCAACGAAUUUCUAGCGUACCUGGGUAAAGUCGUGUCUCAUCAGCUCUAGGGGUCACUUAAGAGUACUGACGCCCCCAAAGGGGUCACUAAAAUGUCCCGAAACGACCGAUUCCUGUUAUCAAUGACAAAGUCACGAAAAUGAUAAUCUCAAUCUCUACCAUCAACUUUUUUUUUGUCUAAUCCAGUCAAGACCCUUUUUUUUCGAGAGCUGACUGAUCCUUUAAAGAUUGGCUUGGACAUGUAGCGCUUCGAUAGGAAAAAUGAUUUUGGACGUUUUUUCAUCAUGUAGUCUGCUCACAAUGCAGUAAAAUGACGUCAUUCGCAUAAGCUAUGUAUAUCGCUCACUCUCUGAUUGGUUCAUUGUGGGGGCGGAGCUUGAACGACUACUUGACUUUUAAAAACUGGGCAGACUAUAUUUUGAUCGCCAAGCUAUAAUCCAAAAUUUGGUCGAUAUCUACAGAAAAUUUCAGGAUUCUAGAUCUGUAAGGUCUAUGAUAUUUCGAAGAAUGAAAGAUUUUAAUUUUUCAGUUCUGAAUGAAUUUCGUAACACUGAUUUAAGCUCAGGAACUUUACUUUAAGGCUCUGAGAGAUCACGGGAAAUGUCCCAAGGAUUUUCACCUCGUAGCAUUCAUUUCUCUGGAAAUUCAUCUUGUUCAGGCGCGAUUCGCGGCCUUCGGAUUCCACGCCAUCAUCGUCGAUGGCCAUUCAAUCGACGAGUUGCUCAAGGCGUACGCCGAGGCCAAGAACACCCAAGGAAAGCCUACCGCGAUCCUCGCGAGAACGCACAAGGGCCGUGGCAUCGCCGAUGUCGAAGAUUUGGAUAACUGGCAUGGAAAGCCGGUUUCUGAGGAGAAGGUUUGAGAUAUUCAGCUAGCUCGGGAUGCUAAGGGGCGUGGCCCCCCUGCGCUCUCCAAAAAUCAUGAACUAUAUUUUUUUUUCGUUUCAGAAUCCUUUUUGAUGGCUCAAGCCAGUUAUAUAAGGAAACAUAUUUUGCUCAUAUUUUGCAAAAUUCAGGCCUUUUAUAAAAACCUUCAAAACGAAAUAGAAAAAUAACACAAAAACCUUUUUAUUAGGAUUUUUCGAGAGUAUAAUUGAAAGUGUAAAAAGUUCAUUCUGGUUCGACUGUUAUAGUUUUUGCUCCUAGGAGGCACCCCAAUCUUUCCAAUAACCUUUUUUUUCUAUUUUUUCAAGCCAAGACCUAUGAUGAAUUUUUUUUUGAUUUCAUUCAAUUCAAGUCCCAUAAAUUCAGAUCGGAGCCAUCCGGUCCAGAUUCCAUGGCAGUGAGAAGGGAAAAUUGGUCGCCAAAAAGCCGGUUGACGAUGCCCCAAAAGUCGACCUUUGCAUUGGAAAUAUCAAGAUGGCCGCUCCAGAGUACAAGCUCGGAGAGAAGGUUUUCCCAGAUUUUUCUUCGACCAAUAAUUUUUUGAAUUCAGGUCGCCACUCGCGCCGCCUACGGAACUGCCUUGGCGAAACUCGGAGACGCCUCCCCGAGAGUUAUCGGCCUUGACGGCGAUACCAAGAACUCGACCUAUUCUGAGAAGCUUCUUAAGGUAUUUUCUUGAAGUAUUUCUAAGGAAUGCUAUGAGAAUUAUGUUAAGGCCCACCCCGAACAGUUCAUCGAAUGCUUCAUCGCCGAGCAGAACCUGGUUGGAGUGGCCGUCGGAGCUCAAUGCCGUGGAAGAACCAUUCCCUUCACUAGGUGUCUAUUUGUAGCUCUUUUCAGAGGAUUUUGACAGACUUUUCAGAGACCUAGCCUUGGAAUUGAAACUUUUCUCGAAGUCUAACCUUGAAAAAAGCCUGUAGCUUCAUAGUUAGGUCGAACUUAGAAAGGGAAAGUGUUAGGUUGUUUGGAAAAAAGAGAUAAAAAAAAAAAUCAGCCCAGUGCCAUGGAAGAAUUACUCCGUUGACUAGGAAUCGAAUUUUUGGUUAUUUUCUGAGGAAUUCAAUAGCUUUUGUAGAAAUCUAGCCUUGAAAUUGGAGCAUGAAUCGUUCUAGCUAGGCCUUUAGUAUAAACCCAAAAAAGGUUAGGUUAUUUGUGAAAAAAAGAGCCGAAAUUAGCCUGUUGUCGUGGAGAAACUACUUUAUUCAAUAGGUAUGAAAUUUAUUGUUUUUUUUUUCGGAGGAUUUUGAUACAGGUAGUAGAAAGCUAGCCAUGAUAUUGAAGUCUUCUAGUUAGGCCCAAGAUAUGAAGUAUAAAGAUAUUCGGCAAUUUCAAAAAAGGCCGAAAUCAGCCUAGUUCCCUGUAAACUCUACUAUGUUUACUAUGUUUCGAGUUUUAGUUAUUUUUAGAAGAUUUUGAUAGAUUUUUGAGAGUCUAGCCUUGAAAUUGAAGCUUUCCUCAAGGAAGACCUUGAAAAAGUCAAACUUCAGAAAAAAUUACAAAAAUCCAUGUUCUUUUUUCUCAGCACCUUCGCCGCCUUCUUCACCCGCGCCACUGACCAAAUCCGCAUGGCUGCCGUUUCUUUCGCCAACCUGAAAUGUGUCGGAUCUCACGUCGGAGUUUCCAUCGGAGAGGAUGGCCCUAGCCAGAUGGCUCUUGAGGUAAAAUAUUGAGCAAAGUGAUUAUUAAUCUCCGAUUUUCCAGGACCUCGCCAUUUUCCGCGCGAUUCCCGACUCGACCGUCUUCUACCCAACCGACGGAGUUUCCGCCGAGAGAGCCACCGAACUGGCCGCCAACAUCAACGGAAUCGUCUUCAUCCGCACUGGAAGGCCGGCUCUGCCAGUUCUUUACAAGAACGAUGAACCUUUCAUGGUUGGGCAGGCCAAGGUUUGAAAAAAGGGAAAAUAAUGAGGCAUAAAAUAUGACUUUUGAGGUUCUGAAAGAGUCGCCAAAGGACAGCAUUCUGUUCAUCGGCGCCGGCGUGACCCUCUAUGAGGCUCUGAAGGCCGCCGAGGAGCUCGAGAAGAAAGGCAGGAGAUUCGAAUCGAAAAAUGGUCUAUCAAGUCGUUUUCAGGUGUCCACGCGGCUGUUAUCGAUCCGUUCACCAUCAAGCCCUUGGAUGUUAAAACCAUUGCGGCUCACGCUCAAAGGGUUGGAGGCCGUGUCCUGACCAUCGAGGACCACUACCCGGCUGGAGGCAUUGGAGAAGCUGUCCGUUUUUUUUAAUUGAGAAAGGGAUAUACUUAGGAAAGAGUGGCCACUAAAGGGGCUCUUGUAGGUUUCCCUCUAGAGGACGCUGAAGCUUGCAAAAGUGGCCAUUCUAGGGAAGCAGGCUAGUUUUUUAUUAUCAGGAACGCUAUGAAAAAGAAGUAUUUACUAUACGAAGAAGAAACGUAGCCGUUUUCACUAGAAAGUGAUAUAAUUAGGAAAGAGUGGCCACUAAAGGGGCAUUUGAAGGUUCCCCUCUAGGGAGCACUGAAGCUUGCAAAAGUGGCCACUCUAGGGAUCAAGCUAUUUCUUUAUUCUCAGGAACGCUAUGAAAAGAAGUAUUUUCUAUACGAAAAAGUCAAUAAAUGAGAAACGUAGCCAUUCUUACUAGAAUGUGAUAUCCUCAGGAAAGCCAGAGUGGCCUUUUAAGGGGCUCUAGGCGCGCUGAAGCUUGCAAAGUGGCCACUCUAGGGGGGCAAGUUAGUUGUUCAUUGUUAUGAACGCUGUGAAAAAGUCAAUGAAUUAGCGUUUUUUGAAUGAAAAAAGUCCACAGCAGAUAAUUCGAUCAUUAAAUAAGCCUUUUUGAUUUUGAAGUCUGAAAAGGAAAAAUUAGAAAACCUCUUUAGGGACCACUUAAGCUUUAGACCUCGAGGUCAGACCCCUAAGCCCACUAACCCCUCUAGGGGCCACCCUGGCAUUUCUUAGUAAAUAUUUUUUUCAAUGAACAAUCAUUUUAUUGAAAAUUCAGUAAGUUUACUUGAAAUUACGCUAAAAAAAUUGCCUGAAACUGUUUCAAAAAAUGAUUUCCAGGUCGCUGCCGCCCUCGGUGACCUGGCCAACGUCAGAGUCCGCUCCCUCGCCGUGCACGCCGUCCCAAGAUCCGGCCCACCCGAGGAGCUUCUCGAUCUCUACGGCAUCUCCGCCAAACACAUCAUCAAGGCUGUCGAGAACUUUGUUUGA
This is a messenger RNA of Caenorhabditis auriculariae, 6356 nucleotides long. The record is from the annotation of a GenBank genome assembly. Lineage: Eukaryota; Metazoa; Nematoda; Chromadorea; Rhabditida; Rhabditidae.